UUCUGAAAGUCUACAGUACAUUUGAACAAAUUCGAAAGUGAAAGAAAACUGCGACAAAUAGGCACAGCACAUUUAUUGUUCUACAGAUCAGGUCUAGCUAGAUCAGGUCUAGUUAUUCGCAUAAGUGUGAUUGAGAUAUAUGAUAAAGGAUUGUAAUCAUUAUUUUCUGAACUAAUAUUUCCCGACUUCAUUUGGAUGUCGUGAUUUUUCAGAGAUUUUACGCACGACAUGCCACCUUGCGUUAUUGAAAAAAACAGCUCGAGGGCCCUGUAUACAGUUAUGUGGUUGUACAUAUUGGCAGCUUGGGGUGUGUGUCUCUCCACUGCCACUUCUGAAAUGUUCACGUGUUCGGUACCCGUGGAUCCAGUCUCGGCACGGUUGGGACAUGUUGCCACCAUGCCAUGCUGGCUCACCCUUUCCAUGAACGCAGAGGGCCUGGAGGUGCGUUGGUACCGGCCCAAAGAUUUCGACAACCCGGUCUUGCACUACAGAGAGAGGAAGAUCCAGGAAGCAUCACAGCAGUCCCAAUACGUGGGCCGCAGCUCCCUGGGGCUCCGGGAGGUUACGUCACAAGGGCUGAAGGGAGGGGAUGUGACCUUGAAGCUGGUUAAUGUCACUCUGAGAGACCAAGGGGAGUAUGUGUGUUACGUCAGCAGUAACCAGGACUAUGGGACUGCCAGUGUCUUUCUCAAUGUGACUGUGAGGGGCACCCCUCCUCUCCUCUCAGCAGUCAGAACAGAUGCUGACUCUGUGAAUGUGAGCUGUGUUUCCCAUGGAUGGAAGCCAAGGCCCAGGCUACAGUGGUCAGAUGGGAGGCAGACUCUGAAACCUGAGAAGCUGGACUACAGCAGUGGUGCCCAUGGUCUGGUGUCUGCCCACAGCUGGGUCCUCUCUUCCCCCUCCAGUGCUCCCUGGGUAUCCUGUUCUCUGGUUCUGUCUGAAGGGGAGGAGAUGGAGGGAAGAGUGGACCUACGGGACGUUGCGGCUGUACCAGAGACUUCAUCAGGACUGCUAACAGCUGUCAUCAUUUUAGCUCUGCUUCUGCUCCUGUCCGUUGUCUUCAUCGGUGUGCUCUACAAAAAGAGAGGAAACAAAUCAACACAUGUGCCUAAAGGAGAUAUAGUGGAUAUCGAGACUAUGAGACAACCUGAAGAUUUAGUGGAUAUAGAGAAUAUGAGACAAGCUGGAGUGGAUAUCACAUUGGAUCUCAAGACAGCUCCUUCCUAUCUGACAGUCGGUUCAACUGGUAAAAUUGUGAGAGACAGUAAAGCUAAUCCAUGUCCUCCGGGUGAGCAUGCUUAUAUACUUGGAACAUGUGGUUUUACCUCGGGCAGCCAUGCUUACUGGGAGGUUAGACUGGAUAAGGAGAUGGUAGGCGUUAAAGAAUCCUGGUGGGUUGGACUGGCAAGUGGGUCUGUUAAAAGACAAGGUGAUGUACCAGCCACACCUUCCAAUGGUUUCUGGUUCCUGUCCUCAUACAAAGAGAAAGGCUUACGGCUUAAUAUGGCCCCCGACAUCCUACUUCCUGCCGAUCCUAGACCUCAGAUACUAGGGGUGUAUUUUGACUAUGACCAAGGAGUACUCUCUUUCAUCAACGUAAAAGACAAUAAACUGAUUGUCACUGUGAGAGCCAUGUUCAUUGGGGAGCUGUUUCCUCUUUUUAACCCAGGUCAAGGUGACACAGCCCCUAUGACGAUAUUAGAUGCUAGCCACUAUAAAACAAAACCUGUAGAAGAGUCUGCUUCUGAGACUGAUGCCCUUCUAGCUUCUAACCAAAGUCGCAAUCAUCAGACUUCUGAAUCCAAAGACUGUCUUUAAAUGUCUGUAAAACAAUGAAAACUACAGCACUAUAUAUUAACACAUUGUUUUAUGUAUCUAGUGCACUUCAUAUUAGGGUGUGUACAGUAGUAUUCUGCACUGGUCCAAUUCAUCAUCAUCUCCUUGCUCUUCUCCUUUGUCUGCAGUGCAAUUGGAUUUGAUUUGACUACCGUGGAAACAUAUGAUUGGUGAUGGAUUGAUGUAGUGGCUGGAUGGAUGUAGUAGCGAUAUAGUAGAUGGAUGUAGUGGAUUUAUGGCUGUAGUAGCGAUAUAGUAGAUGGAUGGAUGUAGUAGAUGGCUGGAUAUAGUGGAUGGAUGUAGUAGAUGGAUGUAUUGGAUUGAUGGAUGUAGUAGAUGGAUGUAGUGGAUUGAUGGAUGCACCGUAGUAGAGAGAUGUAGUUGAUGGAUGGAUGUAGUAGAUGGAUGUGGUAGAUUGAUGGAUGUACCGUAGUAGAGAGAUGUAGUUGAUGGAUGGAUGUAGUAGGUAGAUGGAUGGAUGUAGUAGAUGGAUGUAGUGGAUUGAUGGAUGUACCGUAGUAGAGAGAUGUAGUUGAUGGAUGGAUGUAGUAGAUGGAUGUAGUAGGUAGAUGGAUGUACCGUAGUAGAGAGAUGUAGUUGAUGGAUGGAUGUAGUAGAUGGAUGUAGUAGGUAGAUGGAUGUACCGUAGUAGAGAGAUGUAGUUGAUGGAUGGAUGUAGUAGGUAGAUGGAUGUCUACAUGGUGUUUGGUUUGACCAUCCCCUGUUUUUCACAGCAGUGCAGAACAGGAGACGGAAAGAGAAGCUCCUUGCAAUAUAUCCGCUUUCUAUAUUGCUCACUAUAAUUAUUUUAAUGGUAGAGGCAUCUUUCUAUAGUUCUCAAUAUUAUUAUUUUAAUGGUAGAGGCAUCUGGUGACACUUCAUUUGAAACUGUAGAUUUUUCCCUGUUACAGUUUGCAAUAUAGAGCAACGUACUGCUCACUAGAAAAUAUCAGAUUAUACUGACUGGAGUAUGUGCAUUGAAAAACAAAAAAAUCAUACUGGGAAAAAUCUUUUUCAACAGCCAACUGGAAAACUUCAGCCAUCUUUCUAGGGCUCCAUCUUUCCGACUUGAAGUUCAUUGACUUAAUGAUUUGACCUCGUUUUUUCCCCCCAAGUUCCCAUUUUAUCUUGAAAGCAACAUGACCAUCACAUGCAGGUACCAUCAGUUCAGGAAAAUAAAAAGCAAAUUAUUUCAAUUUAUGCUCAGCUGUGCGUCGCAAGUGCUACACCAACUGAUCUAUUUUGUCAAUGAAAGCUUGAGAUUUGAAAUGUAAUAUUGUCUGAGAGGAACAAUAUUGGCAGUCUAGGGCCGUAGCCAAUAUCCUCUGAUAAUGUAUUAGGCCUCCUGAAAAAAAUCUAAUUCCUAACAGAACUGUUUUUAUCAUUUUAAUGUAAAAAUCUCCAAAUCGUGUUUAAAAUUUAAAAAAUCUGAAAAGAUGAUCUCGGCAUGCAAUAUGUUUUCUGGUUGUGGGAGUCUCAGUUUACACUAUUUUGUGUUUUGACCAAUCAGACCAGGUCUGAAAAGAUCUGAUGAGAAAAUAUCUGAUGUAAUUGGUCGAAAUACCAAUUAGUGGGAAAAAAUAUGAAUUACUGAGUAUAAUAGGCCACUCCUAUUUACCAUAUCUGUAUACCAUCUAUUGCAUCUUAGCCUAUGCCACUCGAUCAUUGCUCAUCCAUAUGUGUACAUAUUCUUAUUCCAUCCCUUUACUCAGAUUUGUGUGUAUUAGGUAGUUGUUGUGGAAUUGUCUUGGCCAGGUCGCAGUUGUAAAUGAGAACUUGUUCUCAACUGGCCUACCUGGUUAAAUAAAGGUGAAAUAAAAAAUAUAUUUAAAAAAUUAAGUGUUCACACUGAGAAAUUUUACAACAUGCCACAAUCAAAUCAAAUCAAAUUGUAUUUGUCACAUGCGCCGAAUACAACAGAUGUAAACCAUACAGUGAAAUUCUUACUUACAAGCCCUUUUUCAACAAUGUAAUUUUAAGAAAAAUACCCCCAAAAA
Molecule: messenger RNA, 3833 nt
Organism: Oncorhynchus gorbuscha (pink salmon)
Lineage: Eukaryota; Metazoa; Chordata; Actinopteri; Salmoniformes; Salmonidae
Product: butyrophilin subfamily 1 member A1-like
Exons: 9
Coding region: 229-1818 (529 amino acids)
Molecular function (GO): protein binding
Source: RefSeq, a predicted model, not a curated record